UGUAUGUGUAUAUUAAAUUGCCCUUUGGCUUUAUGGCUACGAAUUUUGAACCCAUUUAUGGACUCUCAGAGGAUGAAAAUGAAUCUCGUAUUCUUCGUGUCAAGGUCAUUGCUGGCAUUGAUCUGGCGAAGAAGGACAUCAUUGGUGCCAGUGAUCCAUACGUCAAGCUCUCCCUAUAUGUCGCUGACGAAAACCGUGAGCUUGCCUUAGUACAAACGAAAACCAUCAAAAAGAUUCUCAAUCCCAAAUGGAAUGAGGAAUUCUAUUUCAGAGUCUGCCCACAGAACCACAGGCUUCUUUUUGAGGUGUUUGAUGAAAACCGCCUGACCAGAGAUGACUUCCUCGGGCAGGUUGACGUGCCUCUUACCCAUUUACCGACAGAGGACCCUGCAAUGGAGCGGCCGUACACGUUUAAAGACUUUCUCCUGCGUCCAAGAAGUCAUAAGUCUCGGGUGAAAGGCUGCCUGAGGCUGAAGAUGGCCUACCUGCCAAAAGACGGAGGGCAUGAGGAGGAAAGCAGCGAGAUGAGGGAAGAAGCUGAGGGCUGUGAGGUGACAGACUCCACGGAUCCAGGUUCACAGAGACCUCAGCAGCUCCUGCCUCCGCUGCCUCCUGGCUGGGAAGAGAAGGUCGAUAACCUGGGACGGACAUACUAUGUCAACCACAACAACCGCACCACACAGUGGAAGAGACCCAGUAGUGUGGAUGUGGUUUCAGAAACGGAAAAUGAUAAUCACUUACGGCAUAUUAACCAGGAAGCCCACAGAGUUUUCCGCUCUCGACGGCACAUUAGCGAAGACCUGGAAAAUGAGCAGCUGGACAUCAGGGACAUAGACGACUCAUGGGAACCCAUAUCAGAGGAGGACCCAACUUUAAUGGCGGACGGUCUAAACCAUUCUCUGACCGGACCCUCCUCUCUGGCGAUGCCCCUCUCCAGCACUCCAGAAUUCUCAGAUGAAAUCAGCCUUAGAUUGUCUCUCACUCCAGACAUGAACGGAGAAAUCCCAGGACCCAGCUCUGCUGUGCAGAGUCAUCUUUCCUCUCGGCUACGCUCCUCUAGUAUGACUGAUGGAGUCAGUGAUCAAGCUCAACCUCCCACACCGACGAGCUCCCAGCCCAGACGAACAAGAGCACAAACGGUCACAGGCAUUGAGGACACCAUGUUUCCAUCGGCCUCCUACGCCUUGACCACACCAGGCCUUCCGCCAGGCUGGGAGGAACGCAAAGACCCCAAGGGACGAACAUACUUCGUCAACCACAACAACCGUAGCACCACCUGGACUCGGCCCAUUCUGCAGCAGCACACUGAAGAUGGAGCCAGUACCUCAGCUGCGGCAGCAGGGGGCGCUACAGCAGCCAUAACCCCCGCUUCCACCCCUUCCUCCUCCAGAGGCCAUCUAAGCGAACCACAAGUGUGCAGACCCCGUAGCCUCAGUUCCCCCACCGUCACUCUCUCUUCCCCACUAGAGGGAGCCAAUAACGCCCAGAUACGGCGAGCAGUAAAGGACACAUUUUCCAACCCUCAGUCCCCGCAGCCCUCUCCCUACAGCUCACCCAAAUCCCAACAUAAAGCAAACCAGAGCUUCCUGCUCCCUGGAUGGGAAAUGAGAAUAGCACCCAAUGGACGGCCGUUCUUCAUCGACCACAACAGCAGAAGCACCACAUGGGAAGAUCCUCGCUUAAAGUAUCCCGUUCACAUGAGGACAAAAGCAUCCCUGGACCCUGGCGACCUCGGCCCACUUCCUCCUGGGUGGGAGGAACGAGUGCACGCAGACGGGAGAACCUUUUACAUCGACCAUAACACCAAAAAAACGCAGUGGGAAGACCCUCGCCUCCAGAGUCCCGCCAUAACUGGACCUGCAGUGCCGUAUUCCAGAGAAUUCAAGCAGAAGUAUGACUACUUCAGAAAGAAGUUAAAGAAACCGGCAGAUAUUCCGAACCGUUUUGAGAUGAAGCUGCACAGGAAUAACAUCUUGGAGGAGUCGUACAGACGAAUCAUGUCCAUGAAGAGACCCGACAGUCUGAAGGCCCGUCUGUGGAUCGAGUUUGAAUCGGAGAAAGGCCUGGACUAUGGGGGCGUAGCCAGAGAAUGGUUCUUCCUGCUCUCCAAGGAGAUGUUUAACCCUUAUUAUGGGCUGUUUGAGUACUCGGCCACAGAUAACUACACCCUUCAGAUCAAUCCAAACUCUGGCCUCUGUAAUGAGGAUCACCUCUCAUACUUCAAGUUCAUCGGUCGGGUGGCUGGCAUGGCUGUGUAUCACGGAAAGCUGUUAGACGGUUUCUUCAUCAGACCGUUCUAUAAAAUGAUGCUGGUCAAACAGAUCACACUGAAUGAUAUGGAGUCAGUGGACAGUGAAUACUACAACUCUCUCAAGUGGAUUCUGGAAAACGACCCCACAGAACUGGACUUGCGGUUCUGCAUUGAUGAGGACAACUUUGGACAGACAUAUCAGGUGGAUUUAAAGCCAAGCGGAUCAGACAUGGUUGUAACCAAUGACAACAAAAAAGAAUACAUAGACCUGGUGAUUCAGUGGCGGUUUGUGAACCGGGUCCAGAAACAGAUGAACGCCUUUUUGGAGGGCUUCACCGAACUCAUUCCCAUUGACUUGAUAAAGAUUUUUGAUGAAAAUGAACUGGAGGCCGUGUUGUUAAUGGAUGCUGAAAAGCGGAUCAGACUUUUGCAGUUUGUCACUGGAACAUCCAGAGUGCCAAUGAACGGCUUUGCUGAACUCUACGGUUCCAAUGGGCCGCAGUUGUUUACUAUCGAGCAGUGGGGGACACCUGACAAACUCCCUCGUGCUCAUACCUGCUUUAAUCGUCUGGACCUCCCGACGUACGAGUCGUUUGAAGACCUGCGAGAGAAGCUUCUGAUGGCGGUGGAAAACGCUCAAGGCUUCGAGGGCGUCGACUAAAGAAAUCCCUCCCUUUAUAUCCACGCGAUCUCCUAACGCAACCGACGAGCAAAGACAUGUACAACACUCACACACACACACACACACGUCUAUACUUACAUAUACACACACUCGAGUUGCCAUUGUACAGCCAGAUCCCAGCGGUUGCAGGUGUGUGAUGUCAGCACAGUAUAUGCAUGUAAUCUGUCUAGCUGGAACGGCAUUGGCUGUGAACCCGUUUUAACGCCAAACCGUUUUAACGAUAAACUGGCGUUAUCUGCAGUAUCCCACAAAUCAUGCGGUCUCCUAACACGUUUUAUUUUCAAAUCCAGCUCUGAGGUCGUGGUAACUUUUAUAUUGAUGGUAAAUAAGAAAUAUCAGUAUUUGGGUGUGGCCUCAGAGUGGGCGUGGCCUUGAUACAGCAUUAAAAAAAAUCCCAUUUCCGUAUUAAUUUCACAAACAUAAGAUAAGUUCAGUGAAGAGGCAACAAUUAACUGUCUUAUCAGGUCUUACUAACACCAGAUAACCUUAGGAAUCACAGCCAGGAUGAAUCCUCAUCCUCCCUUAUCCCGCAAAGUACGCCAAUUUUUCCCUUCCUUCCUUACUUCGUCGAAGAUUUUUUUUUAUCUUCUUUUGCAACGCCAAGAAGCAACGGGAAUUGUUUUUUAUAGUUUAUUAUUAUCGCUGUUAUUAUGAUACUGUUAUCAUUCUUACCGAGUAAACGGAUAUUUGUACUAACAAUGUGGUUUACUAUUUUAAACAGCGUUAUCGGAAAUGCAUCAGUGGCCUGGCUAUAUUCAAUUCAAUAUCCAUAUAAUUGUGGGUAAAAAAAAAAGUGAAAAAAAAUUAAAAACGAACAAAAAAAU
Messenger RNA from Sinocyclocheilus anshuiensis, 3757 nucleotides. Its product is annotated as E3 ubiquitin-protein ligase NEDD4-like. Lineage: Eukaryota; Metazoa; Chordata; Actinopteri; Cypriniformes; Cyprinidae. Gene Ontology annotation, biological process: regulation of dendrite morphogenesis; ubiquitin-dependent protein catabolic process; protein ubiquitination. Gene Ontology annotation, cellular component: cytoplasm. Bases 33 to 2912 code for a protein of 959 amino acids. Gene Ontology annotation, molecular function: protein binding; ubiquitin protein ligase activity; sodium channel inhibitor activity. The transcript is spliced from 30 exons. The record is from RefSeq and is a predicted model, not a curated record.